Molecule: messenger RNA, 2281 nt
Organism: Esox lucius (northern pike)
Lineage: Eukaryota; Metazoa; Chordata; Actinopteri; Esociformes; Esocidae
Gene: ttc4
Product: tetratricopeptide repeat domain 4
Exons: 10
Coding region: 195-1391 (398 amino acids)
Molecular function (GO): Hsp90 protein binding
Source: RefSeq, a predicted model, not a curated record
AUGUUCCCUAUACGGAAGCAUUGAAAUGUAGCACCGGAACAUUCACGUGUGAACCGCUUGAAUGCUUUUCUCAACGUAGUUUCAGCUAUUUAUGUAGGGUUUAUCUCACGUCCCUUUAAUAGUCAGAAUUAACAAACGAAUUCAAGAACCAUCUCAUUUAACAUUUAAAAACGUCCACCUUAUUUGGAGUGAAAAUGGCUUCACACGCACAGACGGCCGACGAUAGCGACGACGACAUGGACGGCUUUAUGGAAAGAUUCAAGAAAGAGAAAUAUAGCAACGCUUUUUCCGAGGAUAACUGGGAAGAGGAGUUUAAUAAGGUCCCCAUGUUCAUGAAGACCGCUCCCGAGGACAUUGAUCCCCUGAAACAUCCGGAACUGGCAGCAAUUCAGUCUAUUAUCCACGAUGAUGACAGACCAUUAGGAGAGCAAGCCCAGAGCCUGAAAGAUGAGGGGAACGAAUAUUUUAAGGAGAGGAACUACAAGAAAGCUAUUGUGUCUUAUACUGCUGGGUUACAGAAGAAAUGCAGUGACUGUAAUGUCAAUGCUGUCCUGCACACUAACCGAGCAGCGGCACACUUCCACCUCGGUAACAUGCGUUCUGCACUGAAUGAUGCUGUUGCGGCAAAGAAGUUCAAACCAGACCACCUCAAAGCUUUAAUCAGAGGUGCCACGUGUUGCCUGGAGCUGAAAAAAUAUACAGACGCCCUGCAGUGGUGUGAGGAAGGACUCAAGCUGCAGCCGACAGACAAGAAGCUGCUGGAGCUGAGAGCUGCAGCUGACAAACAUAAGAGAGUGGCAGAAAGAGAUGCACGGAAAGCAAAGGUCCAAGAGAAAAAGGAGCGCAGUGAGAGAGAGGCCCUAUUGGCUGCUAUAAAAGAGCGUGGCGUCAAGUUACGGAUGCCUCCUCCGCGUCCCAAACGCCAAUCUGAGAGUGAGGAUGGUGGGUAUGAAGGCGCCUCUAAAGCCCUAGCAGGGCUAGACCUGGACGGUCUGUGUUCCACAGAGGCUACGGGUGCCAGGGUCUUCCUUGGUGAACAGGGUAUCAUUUACUGGCCUGUUCUCUUCCUGUACCCUGAACACCAACAAACAGACUUCAUUUCAGCCUUCAGCGAGUCCUCCAGCUUCCUAGAUCACUUGUCUCAUAUGUUUGGAGAGGAACUCCCACCCUGGGACACUGACCGGAAGUACUCUUUCAAAAACCUUCAAGUUUUUUUUGAAGAUGAAGAGAGAGAGUCGUUACAUCAAGUCAAUCCGGAGACAACUCUCCUUAAAACCCUUCAGCAUAAAAGGUAUUUUGUAAAGGCAGGAACACCCAGCUUUAUCAUUCUGGUAAAGGGGUCGCCAUUCUGCAAGAAGUUCUUUUCAGAAAGGAAGACGUAUCUACUGUAAUGAGUGAUGACACAUUAGCAAUCAGCUGAGGUCUGUCAAUCUCACAGAUUUAUGGCAUGAACUCUAUCCCACCAAUCCAAAAGGACCGCACUCGUUCCACCCCUUGGCUGGAGAAUAUGGUGACAUUCAUUAAUCAUCAAUGAGAAGAGACAAUGUUUAUGUAUGGGAGUUUUAAAUAAUCUCCAACAUCCUCUGUGAUUGACAAGAUUGCAGUGUUGUAAGCUGUGCAUGCUACAGUUCAUCCUACUGUAGUGUCCGUCACGGUUGGAGUUAACCCUAACCUGUUUUACAACCUUACUAAAAUAAUAAAUGUCAACAUUAUUAAAACGCACUAAACAAAAGUAAAAUGUGUUGAUAGCGAUUGCUACUUUCUUUUCACUGUCCUGUCAACAUAAAAGACUGAUCGUAGUGGCCAAAACCAACCCCUACUGUAUGUUCCAUGUGAAGCUGACUACUCUGACUAAACCAGAAUUUCAAGUUGGUAAGAAGUUAAAACCAUUGUUUAACUGGCUGUACAACUGUACUACACCCCCCCCCACCCCCCACACACACACACACUUAACAGGGUUAAAUAAAGAGGGAGGAGUAAUGUUAUUCUGGAUACUAAUUAUUUUAAGGUCUGUAAAUCUCCCUCAGCCAGAUUCAAGUCAAUAACAGUAAAGACAGGAUUUCCAACUAGGUUUUUCCAUCUUAACCUUCUAGUCUGGAUUGCUUUGGACCUGGGACAUGUGAAUGCAAUUUACUACCAGGUAGAAUUGAAAACCACAGGUAGGACUGGCCCCGAGGCUGGGUAAUAAAACACUGCUGUAGAAUAAAUCAGCUUUGUCCUUGAGCCUAAAAUGACUAGGAGUGUCUUUGUCUUUGCUUACAAAGUGAAUCAGGUGUUGGCA